AUGUCGGGAAGGAUCUCUCCAGCCAGCGCUACACAACUAGGGAUGGCGGCUAAUGCCCCUGGCUUUAUCGACGUAGCGACGGAAAACCUGAAAAGUUUACACUGCAAAUACAUCAUGAAGUCCAUGUUUCCAAACGAAUUCGUCUUGACCAAAAAGGAGGAGGAAGGAAGCAGUUGCGAUCGCGUGAUACAAUAA
Pyricularia oryzae 70-15 is the source of this 195-nucleotide messenger RNA. RefSeq lists its product as uncharacterized. Bases 1 to 195 code for a protein of 64 amino acids. The record is from RefSeq and is a predicted model, not a curated record. NCBI's taxonomy places the organism in Eukaryota, Fungi, Ascomycota, Sordariomycetes, Magnaporthales, Pyriculariaceae. The transcript is spliced from 2 exons.